Nyctereutes procyonoides (raccoon dog) is the source of this 3372-nucleotide messenger RNA. It is a transcript of the gene SRR, whose product is annotated as serine racemase. Gene Ontology annotation, biological process: D-serine biosynthetic process; pyruvate biosynthetic process; L-serine metabolic process. Gene Ontology annotation, molecular function: ATP binding; pyridoxal phosphate binding; magnesium ion binding. The record is from RefSeq and is a predicted model, not a curated record. Gene Ontology annotation, cellular component: cytoplasm. NCBI's taxonomy places the organism in Eukaryota, Metazoa, Chordata, Mammalia, Carnivora, Canidae. Bases 2320 to 3372 code for a protein of 350 amino acids. The transcript is spliced from 8 exons.
GGGAGAAGCAGGCUCCAUGCAGGGAGCCUGACGUGGGACUUGAUCCUAGGUCUCCAGGAUAGGCUCUGGGCUAAAGGCAGCGCUAAACCACUGAGCCACCGGGCUGCCUGAGUGCUUUUAUUAUUGAAGAAUGUGAUCUAGUAAUUGCACUUCUGGGUAUUUACCCCCAAAAUACAAAAACACUAAUUCAAAAGGGAUACAAGCACCUUUAUGUUUAUUGCACCAGUAUUCACAAUAGCCAAAUUAUGGAAGCAGCCCCAGUGUCCAUCAACAGAUGAAUAAAUAGAGAAGAUGUGGUACGUGUAUAUAAUAGAAUAUUAUUCAACCAUAAAAAAAGAAUGAAAUUUUGCCAUUUGCAACAACACGGAUGGAGCUAGAGAGUAUAAAGCUAAAAGAAGUAAAUCAGUCUGUCAGAGAAGACAACCCGAUUUCAUUCAUAUGUGGAAUUUAAGAAAUGAAGGGAAAAGAGACCGAGAAAAAGACAUGAGAACUGAUGGUUACCAGAGGGGAGACUGGUGGGAGAAUGGGUGAAAUAGGUAAAGGGGAUUAAAGAGUACACUUACCUGAUAAGUAUUGAGUAAUGUGUAGGAUUGUUGAAUCCCUAUAUUGUAUAACUGAAACUAAUAUAGCACUGUAUGUUAACUAUACCAGAAUUAGGGCAGCCCCGGUGGCGCAGCGGUUUGGCGCCGCCUGCAGCCUGGGGUGUGAUCCUGGAGACCCGGGAUCGAGUCCCACAUCGGGCUUCCUGCAUGGAGCCUGCUUCUCCCUCUGCCUGUGUCUCUGGCUCUCUCUCGCUCUCUCUAAGUGAAUAAAUAAAUAAAUCUUUAAAAAAAAAAAAAACUAUACCAGAAUUAAAAUUUUUCAUUUAAUGAAAGUUUUUAAAAACUUCAAAGUUUUAAAAGGAUGAAAAUUAAAGAAAAAAAAAAGGAUGAAAAUGAUAAUGGAACACCUGGGUGGCUCAGUCAAUUAAGCAUCCAACUCUUGGUUUCAGCUGGGGUCAUGAUGUCUCAGUAGUCAAAUUGAGCCCCUCAUCAGACUCCAGGAUCAGUGCAGAGUUUGCUUCAGAUUCCUUUUACCUCUCCCUUUGCCCCUUCCCUGAUCGCAUGCUCUCUCUAAAAUGAAUAAAUAAAAUCUUUUUUAAAAAAUCAAAAUAAUUACUAAACAAGAGAGAAAACAGUAAUAAAGAUCAGAAAUUAAUAAAAUAAUAGCACUUGGUAAAUAAAGAGCACAUUCUUCAGAAAUAAAAUAGACAGGGACACCUGGGUGGCUCAGCGGUUUGAUGCCUGCCUUCGGCCCAGGGUAUGAUCCCGGACUCCUGGGAUUGAGUCCCGCAUCAGGCUCCCUGCAUGGAGCCUGCUUGUGUCUCUGCCUCUCUCUCUCUGUGUCUAUCAUGAAUAAAUAAAAAUAAAAUCUUUUUUUAAAAAAUAAAAUAGACCUUAAAAAUAGACACAUUUCUGGCAAGGGAAAAAAAAAAGACAUCCUCUUGGAUGUCUCAUAAUUCAAACUUAGCUCAUCAAAUCUCUGAUUUUCUCUUAAAAUACUUGUUUCUUCACUAGUCUUAUAUCUCAAUAAAUUAUGCCAUCAUCUAAGUCAAAACCCCGAAGUUAUCCUUAACACCUCCACCUCUGUCACUCCCACAUUUAAUCCAAUAUCAGGAUAGGUCUCUUCUAUCUGUAUUGGAUAGCUAUGGUAUUCAUUACCUCAACAUUCUCAUUUUUUCUCUUGAAAACUGCCGCACUUCUCACUCAGAAGUACAUUUUCUUUCCUUUUUUUCUUCUCACUUCUUUCAUUUGCUUUUUUCCCCUCAGGUGCAGAGAUUUGAGGCAGUCAUACUAUUUGGUUCAUCAACAAGUCUUCUCAUUUUCUGUCAUCAACAAGUCCUUUCUCAUUUUCUUUUUCUCCUUCAUUCUAGUUAUUCAUGUUCCUUCCCUCACUUCUUAGGUAGCCACUCUAAUGUGUUUAAAGACAAAGACAUACAUAUAUGUCUUUGGAUAUACAUGUGUCUUUAAAUAAUAUAUCAUUUUAUGUAUGUUUUUAAAUGUACAUGAUUGAUAUUGUGUUAUAGAAAUCAUUGUUUCUUUUUCACAUUUCUGUAAAUACUUCUGACUAUUGCAUAGUAUUGUCAAAUGACUUUACACCCUUGGCCACUGGUCCUGGGCCAAGAUGUGCCAAUCAGGAUCCUUAUCCAGAAUUUUUGAACUGAAACUAAGGGGGAAAAAAAAUCCCUUUCCAGUGUGGAAGCCAUCAAAUAUAAAACACAGAAGCUGUCACAGUCAAAUGUCCUGCCACGUGGAACCAGCUGGUCUCCAAUGAAAAAGAAUGAAGCCAACAUGCAGAAAACAGCAGAGAACCAUGUGUGCUCAGUACUGCAUCUCCUUUGCUGAUGUUGAAAAAGCUCAUGUCAACAUUCAAGAUUUUAUUCACCUCACACCAGUGCUAACAAGCUUCAUUUUGAAUCAAGUAACAGGGCGCAAUCUUUUCUUCAAAUGUGAACUCUUUCAGAAAACUGGAUCUUUUAAGAUUCGUGGUGCCAUUAAUGCAAUCAAAGGCUUGACUCCUGCCACCUCAGAAGAUAAGCCCAAAGCUGUGGUUACUCACAGCAGUGGAAAUCAUGGCCAGGCUCUUGCCUACGCUGCCAAAUUAGAAGGCAUUCCUGCUUAUAUUGUGGUGCCCCAAACGGCUCCCAACUGUAAAAAAAUGGCAAUACAAGCCUAUGGAGCCUCCAUAGUGUACAGUGAACAGAAUGAUGAGUCCAGAGAAAAUCUUACAAGAAGAAUUAUGGAAGAAACAGAAGGCAUCAUGGUACAUCCCAACCAAGAGCCUGCAGUGAUAGCUGGGCAAGGGACAAUUGCUAUGGAAGUACUAAACCAGGUACCCUUGGUAGAUGCACUGGUGGUACCUGUAGGAGGAGGAGGAAUGGUUGCUGGAAUAGCAAUUACAGUUAAGGCUCUCAGACCUAGUGUGAAGGUAUAUGCUGCUGAACCCUUGAAUGCAGAUGACUGCUACCAGUCCAAGCUGAAAGGGGAACUGACUCCCAAUCCCUAUCCUCCAGAAACCAUAGCAGAUGGUGUCAAGUCCAGCAUUGGCUUAAACACGUGGCCUAUUAUAAGGGACCUUGUUGAUGAUGUCUUCACAGUCACAGAGGAAGAAAUUAAGUAUGCAACCCAGCUGGUGUGGGAGAGGAUGAAACUGCUUAUUGAACCUACAGCUGGUGUUGGAGUAGCCGCUGUGCUGUCUCAGCAUUUUCAAACAGUUUCCCCAGAAGUAAAGAACAUUUGUAUUGUGCUCAGUGGUGGAAAUGUAGACUUAACCUCCUUAACUUGGGUGAAGGAGGCUGAAAGGCCAACUCCUUAUGAAUCUGUUUCUGUUUAG